AUGUUUAGUUUUGUGGUCCAGAGUGUCAGCACCGUGCGGUAUUGCACCUCAUGCGCACUGAAAAAGACCCAAAAUUGCGAGGUGCAAAACGACAACAUGCACCGUGCAACAUAAAAGUGCACUUAAGUGCAAAAUCAGUGCUCGCACCGUGCGUGCACGCUUCUUGUAGAGUGGCCGGGGGCCGAGAGGUUGACGGGCCGGCCCUCGCACAAGCAUGGCGCAGAACACGUUAUAUGAGAUCCGUUUUUUACGGAUGAUUGAGAAAAUUGAAGUUUUUUUGUGAAUUUUUUUCUCUGUUUUCAUUUCACUUUUGGUUGCUUAUGUUUUUACUUUCGUUAUAAUCAGAUAUAGAUAGAUCUAUAGAAAGUUUUAAUAAGAACAUAUAAUAUAAUUAUCUCGAAAAACUUCAUAAAAUGUCUCGCUUGAAAAAAAUAUAUAAUAAAGUCACCAGCGCCAAAAAUUUUUUUCAGAGCAAACUCAAAAUUUAAAAUUUCUUUUUCUUUAAAGACCGAAAAAAAGCUCUUGAAGAAAAAAAGAUACGGUUUCUAUUCAUGAAGGGGUUUUUUUCAUUUCGAAGAUUUCAAUGUGUAAGAUUUGCGAGAGUCUCACUUUUUAUAAAAUAUCAAAUUCGUUUAAGACCUGUCCGGUCCGAAAUACCCUGGAGUGUUCCACAAUAUGUUCGUUGGAGCGCAGUACAUCAGGAGCCGUUCGAAUUACGCGCUCCUCCGAGGUUGGUUCCUUUUAGUUUAUUUAAAUAUUUUUAAUUUCCAUUUCAAUUUAUUCAGUCUUCAGAGUAAGAUGAAGAAAAUCUCUGUUGAAUCGUGGUAUAAUGAUGCAAUAUUUUUAUUUAAAAAAUUUUUUUUUAGUUUAACACUCUUGAAACUUUUUUUAUUUUUUUCAUCUUUCGACAAUAUUAUAAUAGAAAUAAUUUUUUUCAUUAAGUUUUUUUCCUUCUCAGUUUCAAUACCCAACAUCAGAAACAUUUUUUUGAACAUUUCUCGCAAUGAAAUAAAAACCUUUCUUUAUUUGAAAUUUUUUUCAGACCUGUCUGUCCAGUAAGAGUUUCGAACGCUCCUCAGAAUUUCAUAUUUACCGCAGCUCAACAGACGGUGUUCCCUGUCGACUAUUCGAGGUUUCUUUUAUUUCGAAGUUCUUUUUUUCCUCAGUGUUAUGUUUUUUUGGUGAUUUUUUAAGUUUUAACAGAAGUUUUUUUUUGCAGAUGCUUUCCCCCUUUUGUCAAUAACUCCCUCGGAAUGAGCUUCCCUGUUCCUGAGCAAUCAAACUUGAUUGUCCAAAAAAAUGUGGCACAAUUAAAGUUCGAGAUUCCGAUUCACGCGAAUGAAUCAGAAGUGCGAUUUCAGGAUCUCAGCUCAAGCCCUGUAAGAUAUUUUUGCAUUCAAAAAUAUAAACGUUUCAGGAACUGUUCCCACAUUUUUCGAUAAGAGUUGUGAGUCGUCACGAGAUCAGAGAAGACGGGGAUCCAUAUGUCGUAAUAACCUAUGAGGUUUCCCUGAAGGAAUUCCAAUUCCAAGAAUUCACCUCCUCAUAACAUUGCAGCUGAGUUCCGUUCACAAGCUGGACAAGAGGUUUCUUCAGAACCUGUUGGUAUAUUACCAAAAAUCCUUCAUCGCAAUCCAGGUUGCUUUAUUUUUUUUUUCCAAUCUUCAAACUUGAUUCAAGAGGAUGAUUUGUCGAGCGGAUGCUCUUGGAACCUUGAUUCUGCACGACUCCGAACUCUUCAACCCGGAUUUCAUGUGGAGUUCUCCGUCUUUUUUCUCUUAUAACUUUUUUUGUAGUUUCAAGUAUGAAGUCAACUCUGAAUAUCUCAAAUUUGGAAACAUCCUAAAUGGUUGUUUCUACAAUCACUGGGAGGUUCGUUGAUUUUUCCGAGUAGUUUUUGAUAAAUAUUCACUUGAGGUUCCACUUGGACGUGAGACCGGUCACAGGCUUCAGUCCGGUAAACAGAUGAAAAAUACUUUUUUCGAGUUUGCCAACAGACACAUCUUGACUUUCCAUUUCGACAAUUAUCGCGUCUCGGUGAGUUUGGGAAGCGAAAAAUCUUUUCAACUACGAAAAUUUCGUUUUCUGAAGUUGUUUACAAUGAAAGGGUAUUGAAAAUGUUGAUUUAAUACCAAAAUCGAUAGAAAUCGAAGAAGGAUGAAUUUUGAAGCUUCAAUGUAUGUUUUUUGGAAGAACUUUUGCAAUACGCUAAGUUUUCUUUGAUCUGAAAUCAGACGAUCCGACGUUAUAAGUUUGUUUGAAAGCUUGUAUAAAUCGAAAACAUUUCAUUUAACAAGUUGUGACUGAGUUCCAUCCAAUGUGUAACUCACAAAAGAAGCUUUCUUUUCCAGGUUUUCCCAUCGACGAUCCGACGAAUCGUCUGCGAUUUGAUGCCUUCGGCGGAUUCCUCGGGAAUGGUUCGUCUGUACUUCUUCCUGCUGGCGCCUCCGACGAUCCGAUACUCCGAGACGGGUCUCAAGUCCUUCGAGAACUUCGCCCGGUGCACCUCCAUCAAGCUGAACGGCCGCGAAUCGCAUCCGCUCGCCAUUUCCGACAGUCCCGUACUCAGCGUCGCGUUCUACGUCGCAGAGGUUUUUUCUUGAUUGUGACGUUUGAAGUGUUUGAAAAUAGGCGAUUCCUGAGAAGGUGUUAGGAAGGUAACCAGCCGCAGGUUGGAAGGUUAAUGGAAGCUAGAAGUUAUUGAGAAGGUCUUCAGAAGGUAGUAGGCAGGUCUUUUGAAAGUAAAAAAAAAUUGAAAAUGCCUGCCAGAAUCCUUCCAGCAGGCUUUUGGAAGGUAAGUAGAGAUGUUGGAAGGUUUGUGGAAGACAUUUGACCACUCGCAAAAAACUUUCAAACGCCUUCCAAGGAACCGAAAGCAGAAGCUUCCUAAAUUCUGCCUGAGAAAGCAAAUUAAAAGUGAGAAGUCGGAAAAAAAAACCUAUGCUUGCUUUGUAACGCCGUUGGUGAUCUCUCGAUCAAAUUAUUUAUUAUUUUCGAUUGGAAACUAUAAAUAAAGGUAAUUUCACUUUGAGAAUUGGCCAGAGCACUCCUUGAUAUACCAUAUAGAGAGCCUGAAAGUUUUAACCCGCUCAAAUUCUUAAUUUUUUGAGAAAGGACACCUCGAAGCCAAAGAAAACUUUUUAACUCCGUUAAUUGGGAGCUUAUUUCUUGAAACUAAGUAUUUUUGUGUUUAUACUUUCAAAACGUUAAAUUGGUAUGUCAAGGGAUAUUCUGACAAUUUUUCAGAAAGUUCCCUAGCGGAAAGUAAAAUGACCGUCCUUGUAAGAAGUUUUGCGGAACACUUUUCACGGAAAAGUGUCGUUAUUAGGAUUUUUCCUUCUGAGAAAUGCCUACUUUUCCAAACGCAACUGAGGGAUUCAGAUAGGCGACCUGCACAGUGUCCUCUCGCGGUUCCGCUUCAAACUGAAUAUCGGCAUCGAAUUCACUCUCAUCAAGGUCAGUUCUUGACCGUUCCUGUUGAGAUUUUCAACACCAGGAGCUGCCCCCUCUGAUUUACUACAUCAACGAGAAUCCAUACCACAAAUGGACUCGAGGCCGAAAACCGACAGAUCCCGAGGAGAAGAUGUUUAGAUGGUUCUUGUGGGAGGUGCGUCGAAAAAGGCUGGAUUCUUAGGAAUUCCUCAAUUUUCUAGGCUUUCAAUGAAUUUUCGACGGAAAACAACGUCGACCCAAAUCCCGCAGAAACUUAUAAAAGGAGGAAGGCGAGACUCGUUCAGAAAAUCCUCGAAAGACGCUUUUCCUACAUUUACCUCAUCGAAUGUCUUCUGUCCAGGUUUGUGGCCCAAAACUCAGAAACAUGGAAUAUUAAUGCAAGAAUCAUGAGAAGCGAACUAAUUUUGACCGAUGGUAACUUUAAAAAAUAUCUGUUUUCGUGGUUAUUUUAGUCUUUACAUUUAAAAAGUAUAUUGGAUUCUAUCGAGUGAUAGUUAGAAACUUCAUUUUUUAAAUCUUCGCUCUACCUUUUGAAAAAAGUCUGGAUUUUUUAAAAAUCGUACUCAACGUAAAUUAUAGUCUGAAACGAGGAUAAUUGAAAUUUUCGUCAGAGGGUUUCUGAAAUUUUUUGGUGUGCAUACUUAUAUUAUUUCUAUACUUGAUUGGUACCCUUUUCUGAAGAAAAAAAAAACAAUAAAUGAGUUAUCCACCAGAAAAGGAGUGUUUAAAGAAAAACAUCUUUUGAAAAUUAUCUGUAAUCAAAAAAAGUGUUCAGAGGGGCUGUCGUGAAAGAUCAGUUAUUGCUUGAUGAAGGGAAAUGGCUCAACUUCCUGCAGACCAUCAUUUAUCACUACGAUGAUGACGAGAAACACGAGGUUUCCUUCAAAAUUCUUUCAUUUUACUGGGGCCCUCGAAAGUUUUGGUAGUUUGUGGAGAGUCUUCUUGAUAAAUCUGAUGAGGACCUUGAAAGCCGAAUUUUGCAGAGCUACUUUUUUUUUUGAAAGAAGGCCUUUCAUGGUAGGAAAAAAAAGCAAGUUUAGUGAGCCAUUUUGAAACGAUAAGACCCUAUUUGUUCAAAACUUGGAAAUUUGAAAAAAAAACAUCAAAGAGUAUAACUUUCAAAAAUUCCCAAUCGUGAAAUAAAAUUACUAACCUUGUCAGGAAACUCUGUAAAUUGACUGCAAUUUUAUGAAAUGCGUACGGACAUUUCAAACUUGCCAACUUUCUAAUUCUUGGAGUUUUUCACGCCUGGAAUCUGGUUUUUCGUGUCUUUUGCUGUUGAUCAGAGGAUCAGACGUCUUUUCUCAUAAACUAGACAUGUUAGGCCCCCAGGGCUCUCACCCAGAAUAUCGAGAAGGGUCUUAACAAAUUUUUAGAAUUUUGAAGUUCCCAGUAAAAUGACCUUUUUGGAGGCAUUUUGAACCAGUUCAGUUCAGUUUUGCGAGUCUGCGCUCCAAAAACUCAUCCAGAUGAUCGACCAAAACCAACGUAUCAAAGACAUCAGCCAGGUCUGAUUUGGGUGCAACUUCUGGGAAUCUUUGGUGUUCAGACGCUCCGCGAACUGUGUACCAAACACAAGAAUCUCCGUAUCGACAGCAAUUUCGACGCCAAAAUGUACGACAACGGCUACAGAAGAGUCCGAAAAGUCGGUGAAAUUUGUUAUUUAUUGAUGAACAAACUCGAAUUUGAAGGUCAUUUUGACUCCGACGAGAAUGAUUUUGAGCUUACCCGAAAUCAUCAUGGGCAACCGAGCACUUCGAGAGUUCGAUUUCGACGGAACCAUGAUCCUUCGCGUCAAUUUCCGGUUUGUAUUUUCCCAGUAUGUUGUAGAAGGAGUCAAAAUAGGAAUGUUGUUAAUGAAUGAUAGGUUUAUUCACUGUUUACGACAAAAGAUAAGUAGUUAAAAUAAUAAAAGACAGGAGUACAGAAUCCAGUACGGGAAGUAGUCCACCCUAACGAGUAGAAUCGGACUCGGGCAAAGUUGGAAUGGCGGAUAACGGCCGCUAAAAGGGAGAGACUCAAAAAAGGCCGCAGUAAGACAGUAAAAAGAAUCCCUUUAUCGAGCCUUCAAACAUUUUCAAGAGGCUCAAGAGAUGAUGCAAAAGGCAGAGACAGCAAAAAUAGUGUAUAAGAGCCAAUGAAAUGGCGCGAAAAGGCAGCUAAAAAUGAGCCUUUGUCGCACGAUAGAGAUCAACCUGAAGUAACGUUUACGUUAACUUUUUUUGAGUGUUAAAAACAGCUCUCCCGGACGAAUAUCUUUGACUCGCAUUCUCUAGAUUUUGCUUCAAAAUCAGCGAGCAAAGAAUUAGAUAUUUUUCUUCACAGAAAAAAUCAGGAAGGUAUAAUUUUAGAAGGAAAAAAGGUGACCGUAAAAAUAAAUAAUUUUUGCUUCGAUUAAUGAGCACCUUUUUUUUUUAACCAAUACCAACUUCCGAAAAACAGAAGAUUGUAAAAUAUGGUUUGUAGAUCUGGCUCGAAAAAAACACCUCAAUUAUGUUGGUUAUAAGUGAAAGAUAUCCGGAAUAAAAUUAUCUUUCUCGUAAAUUUCAGGGACGAUGACAUGAGAAGGAUGUACAAAAACGAACUGGGCGAUCUGCUCAGCAAAACUGUGAUGGGCUAUCUCACUGACGGGAUCGUCGUUUGUGGUUCUGAUCCAUUUUUCCAACAGAAUAUUCAGAUAUUUCUUUUUCAGGCUUCUAUUUCAAUUAUUUCGGGAGCUCUUGCUCGCAAAUGCGUGACACUGGCGGCUAUUUCAUGCUGAGGUUGUUGUUUUUCGAGAAAAUCCCGUAAACCUUCCUUUCUUCAGAAUUUCCAAACAAGACUUGAAAAAGUACAAGAGAGAAAACGGAAACCAAGAUCCGCCGCCAUCUCACAAACCGCGAAUUCUCCACUGUCGCCAAAAACUUGGAAGGUCAGGCUUUUGUUGAGGCGGGCUUGUGCUUCCGGCGGAGCCCGGGGCGACCUGUUUUGAAAAUGAGUUGAAAAGGAAUAAAUGUAUGGAAAAAGGUGAUGCAAAAAAUUGAGAAAAAUGGCUCUUCCGACAAUGUGGCCGCUUCACGCGUCGGAUCAUCAGCAACUCUAUUUUUUAAGCUCCAGGAAAAGUUAUAUUUGGUCAACGAAAAGUUAAAAAACGUAGAAUGUUAGGAGAAAGUUGAGUUUAUUCAAUAACUAUGAGUUUGAUGUUCAGGUUCGACGAAAUGGAAAGCAUUCCGAAAGUGAUGGCCCGUCUUGGGCAAUGUUUCACACAGGCGCGCGAGGUUUCUUUUUGCUUUCCGUAUCUGUAAAGUACAAACGUCAUGUAAAGUUGUAUAAUGUAACUUCUUUGAUUUUUGAUCUGAGGUAACUUUUUUUCGAGGGUAAAUGAAUUGAUCGGUGAAUAGAUUAUCUUAAUACUGUUUUUAGGCUGCGAAGUUGGGUCGUCAAAACUACUUCGUGUUGAACGAUGAUUUAGGUGGCCGCAACAUCAGCGGGUGCGUUAGAAAAAAAAACGAGAAAUGUUUGAGUUUCAUUUUCCGUCUUUUCUCGUAGAUCCAAAAAGGUGAAAAGCUUGACGAAAUGCUGGAACAAAAUUCAUCAAUCAUUAGAAAUUCAUUUCCUUUUGAUUAAAAAAAAUUCUAGACUUGAAACAAAAAUUACCUUUUAUUGAAAGUUCCAAAUUUGGUCGAAUUCAAUCUUUUAUUCAGCAAAAAUAGAACGUGUGAAGGAUCGAAAAGCAUAAAUUGGACUGGAACUUUUUGAAGGCUGAAAUCAAAAAGAGAGUUAUAAUUUCUCAGAAAACCGUACACUUUCACCGAUGGAGUCGGCAUUAUCAGUGAAGAUUUUGCGUGGAAGUUGGCCCUUGGCAUGAGAUUGGGCCCAAAUCUCCCGAGUGCUUUUCAGGUAUAAUAUGACUUGAAGUUUUUAAAAAUAUGUUCAAAUUUUAGUUCCGGUUCCGUGGAAUGAAAGGAGUUUUGGUGGUCGAGCCGUUGCUCGACGAAAUCCGCGACUGGGCGGCCAAAGACGAAGUUCUGACGCAAAACGGGCCGCAAUUCCCCAAAUCAACGUCUUGGCAAAUCGACUGCGUUUUUCGGCCAAGCCAGAUCAAGUCACUUUUUGAUUUAUUGUGUUAUAUUUUGGAGCUAUUUUCGUUUCUAUUGAUUUUUGGCGUCUUUGAGCUUUUUUAUAACUUUAUUAAAACCAAUUAGAACAUUUGAAACGAGGGACACUAGAGAAAAACUCAGAACAUCAUUAUAAAAAUUUUUUUUCGAGCUUUUUUUUGUUAGAAGAAGGAGACGGUAUAAUGAGAUGGGAUCUUAAAGAAAAAAAAAAGAAAAAAGAUUAUUUGGGACAAUUGACGAGUUGAGCCAAAUUCGGAACUUUUUGGAAACUUAUUGUAAAUUCAAAACUAUGGUUUGUCCUGAUUUUUUCGAUUUUCAGAUUCAUCACGGCCAAAGCCACUGACGAUUUCUAUCCGAUCGAGGUUGUCAAGUUCUCGAGCACCUCCCCUGUGACACUGAACCGUCCACUUAUCAAUAUUCUGGAUCAGGUCUGGCAGAAACCUUUCAUAUCUUUCGAACCGCUCUCAAAGAAACCGUUCUCGACCUUUCAGGUAUCUGAGAUGCAGUCCUACGCGUGUCAUCGACGGGUCUGCAACCGGAUCGAAGAGCUUCUCGACAUGGAAAUCUCGACGUUCGCCAAGUUGAUGGGCGACGAAAACAGAUGUCGCGAAAGGAUCAAGGUUAUCCCCAGACCCACCCGAAAAGUACCCUUUUGCGGUAGGAAAUGACUCGCCGUGUGAAUGUCGACGUCCUCAAAAGAAACUCUGGCUUCAUGCUCACCACGGAGCCCUUCUUCCGAUCUUUGAUCAAAGCGGCCAUUCGCGCUGUCACAGGUAUUAAGAUUCCCAAAAUUCUCGAAUUAUCGUUUGGUUUUUGAUUGAAAAUUGAUUAUCUUCUUGAUGGGUGUCAUUAAUCAAAAAGUAGUAUUCAAGACGUUUCUGCGCAAUUUUGAUGGACUUUUCAUCGAGAUUUCGUGUAUUAUAGCAGAAAAUCUCUCACUAAAAUGUUGAAGAAGUUGAUUAUGCCUUGAGUUUCCUCUUGAUGAUGGACAUAAUCUCAUUCUUACAACUUGUAGAAUCUGCUCGUGGAACAUCAGAUCCAAGAAUCACCGAAGGAUUUGAAAAAUAACAAAAGUCGGAUUAAUGAACUAAAAUCGUUCUGCGAAAAACCUCGCAAGGAUAAGCAGAGAUUUUUCGUUUUGAAGAUUUUUAAACAAUGAUUUCAAGUCUAUUAUUGUGCUAGACGCGAACUUUGCUACAUUUUUUCUUGAUAGAAAAAUUUGCUCAGAUAGUGACAAACUUCUCACUAAAAUGAUAUUUAACUUCCUCACACACAGUGGAAAAUGUUCAGAACGGAUGCUGAGAAAGACGAAAAUUCCGAUUCCAUACCACCUGGGAAGGACAAUGUACGGUGUGUCUGACGAAACGGGCCGUCUGCAGUAUGGACAAGUCUUCGUCCAGUACACCAAGAACAUCCAUUCGCGGAACAACCGACGAGCGACGGCGGCGCAGCGACAAAUCGUCUGCGGUGGGUCGCGUCCUGCGAAGACUGAUGAUCGGACGCUGCAGGUCCGGUGAUGAUCACCAAGUCGCCGUCGGUCUGCGAAGGCGACGUGCGCAUGUUCGACGCCGUCGACAUCCCCGAGCUGAGGCAUCUCUGCGACGUCGUCGUCUUCCCCAAGCAUGGACCGAGGCCUCACGCCGAUGAGAUGGCUGGUAGGGUGCAAGGAACUAAAACGAAGUGGAACUAAGGAAUCGAGCGGUUUCGUGGAUGAUUUGAUCAGUUUUCUAUCAGAGUUUUCGUGGUCUUUUACCGAAUUCAAAAUGGUCACAGAAGUUUUCAGCCUCCUUUCACCCUCAAAUUUUCAACAGACCACGUUUAAAAGAUCGACAUUUCAAGAAUUAUAUCUUUUCUAUUUCAAGCUGAUCCUUAGGAAAAAGACUCCAAGAACUGCCGCUCAUAUCUUUGUUUUUACUGAUUGAAUCUUCUAGUUCCUCUGAUUGAAACAUUUUCACUAGACCAGAAUGCAAAGCAUUGAUAAAAAAGCAUUCCGCCAAAAGCAUAGCGACUCGGAUAAAAUGAGAAACCCAGGCUCUGACCUCGACGGCGACGAGUACGCCGUGAUGUGGGACCGUGAACUGUUUCUCGAGCGAAACCAGCCGGCUUUCCACUUCGACGGCAGCAAGGCGCCCCUCGAGUACGACCCUGCCCAAAUGGUUCACAUUGUUCAAAAGUUCAAAUCAACGGAAGAUUCGGUCGCAGGACAAACUGAUGAACGAGUUCUACAUCCGCUACAUGGAGCAGGACAGCGUGGGAACUCUGUCUCUCAAUCAUUUGCACCAGUCCGACCAGUACGGGCUCAACUCGGAGGUUUUCGAUUCAAAAGGGGUGAACAAUCCAUCUUGAGGGUUAGGUCUGCAUGAACCUGGCGGCCAAGCUGUCGCAGGCCCUCGACUUUGCCAAAUCCGGUGUGGCACCGCCUCCGGCGACAAAAGAAUGGCAGAUAAGUUUCAGAAAUUCUUAUUUCAAGUUCAUCGAGAAACAGCUUGAGCACAGUGUUUUUACGUUUUUAAUAAAAUAUUGCGCCUAGCUGUAAUUUUCAAAAACUAAUUCACACUUUUUUGAAUUAAUGCGCGACGAAAAAUUCUGAGGAUACAGCCCUGUAAACCGUCAUUUUUAAAGACCUAAAAUGUGAUAUUUCAGGAUUUCAUAUAAAUUAGGUCAAUUUAUACGGAUAUCGAAUAUAAUAUAAUCUUUUUUACGUCGUGAACCGGAACGGAGUCGAGGUCAAAAUACCUCCGGAGUAUCCGGAAAUGUCGCCGGACUUCAGCUGCAACUCCACUUUCACCACCUACGCCAGCCCGGGCUUGCUAGGAAAACUUUAUAGGUAAAUCGAAACAAUCCAUGAAAAAAACGACGAAGUUCCUUUGCAGAAGAACCAAGGCGAUCGAGGAAGUCGUGAGGACAGCCGAAGAGAAAGAAGAGCAGGUGGAGGUUCAACUCGACGAGAUGAUUCUCGUCGACGGCUGGCAGAAGUACGCCGACGUCGCCAAGCAGGAAAUGGUCCGCUACAACGCUUGUCUCCAGGUUUCUGACCUCUUUUUUCCGUAUGAAGUCGAUCCCUUUCAAUCAUCAAAGUUCUAUGAAGACAAACAAGAAUUCAGACACGAAUCGCCUUUUUUAUUUGUAUUUUUUCCGCUUGUGCUAGUUUUUUGGCUUCUUUUUCAUUUAUUUUUUCUUCAAAGUUCAAAAAUACGUUUCCGGCGCUGAUGGAGGCUUACGGCGUCGCGACAGAGGCCGAGCUUUUCUCCGGCUGCUACAUUGACCUCCGGAACCGGAUCAACGAGCGGGAGACCGACAGCAUCUCCUACUUCAGCACCGACCAGAUCAUCGACGAGAAGGUCACCCUCUACUUCAAGACCUUCCGCGAGGAGUUUUUCGGGGUUCGAAAAAGAGAAGAGACGGUUAUUUUCGGGUGUUGAGGAGUUCGGGGGACACCUAGCGGCGACGGAAAGCGAAAAUCCGUGGUCCGACGACCAAGACGCCCUUCGGCGAGUUUGCAGAUCUCCUUCAGAGGAAAUGAUGCAGAAGGCGGUCGCCUACUAUCGUUGCUGCUACGGUUUGUAGAUCCCCCGCCCCCCUAAAGGGCUUUUGAAAGACGUCAUUUCUUGACCUUCAACAUCCGAAAAGACAAUAGCACAGGUAAUUUCCAGAAGAGGCGUCGAAAUCGCGAAACAAGAAGCUGUCGUUCGCCUGGAUCGCCUUCGACGUUUUGCAGGCGGUUCGACAGAAGGCGGUCCUUGCCGCUGACAAAAUCUCUUUCUCCGCCGACCCACUUCUGACGGUAUUCAGCCAACCUCGGCAGUUUGUAACGAUCGGCUCUCAUAGAUGAUCAAAGAACAUCGGGAGAGUUAUUGCUUGGAAAAAACGACCGAUCUCCAGAAAAAGUUCUUCUCUGACGCGCAAACCCCGUCGUUCGAUACAAGACAAAGUCUGGCUGCAGACAUCAUCCAGAAAUACCUUGAUCGUUAUCCAGGUUAUCUCAUUCACGGAACAUGUUUCUGAAAAAUUAUUGAGCUCUUGGAUGAGUGUUAAGCUGUCGAAAAAAUAAUCAGCCAAAAAAAAAAAAAUAUUAUGUGAGCAGAGCUGUGUGCUGGGCCAGCAGGGCUGGUUCUAGUGUUGCAACGCGGUCGAAAAUUUGCCACUUUUCGAACCCUUUUGUCUCGAAAUUUUCACAGAGUGUGUAAUUCGGGGAGUGAGUAAUCGAAAAUAUGUGAUGUAAAAUAUGAAAUGAGAUUGAAAAAAAAUUUCGCGAAUGCGACUGAUUUUGGGCCGAUUAGGCCAAUACCCUCAGGUCAACGCUCAGAUCUGGUUGUGAGGCAUAUAUUUAUACUAAAAACGAAAAGACUUGGGAUGGCUAAACUUUUUUGCGAUGCUAUCAAGGUGUUUCGAGCCGGGGUGUACCCUAUGAUUCAACUUUCAGGUCUGGAGAAAGUGCUUUUCAUCGUUUUGAAAUGGGCCGAGACGACGGAGUUGUUCAAAACUCGUCUGAAGCGCUACCACUGCGCCUUGUUGCUGAUCAUGUUCGGGGCGAACUUGGUCUUCCCCAAGGAUCCCGUCGAUUCACGCGAUCUGCUGCCCUUCUUCGAGCCGGUCUGCGGACAUUUCUUUUCUGAACACUAGUAUUCUUUUCAGAUCGAGAUCAAGGAAGUUGGCGAGAAGACUCCUGAGCCGCUGGUCGACGAGGCGAUGGACCGCCUGACCGUCGACUUUCUGCGAUUUCUCUCCUCGCAGGCCUUCCGCAACCUGACGCAUCUGAGCUUCUUGCCCGUCGGAUUCCGAUCUGUCUUCGUCCGCAAAGAGUGGCUUCCUUAUCACCUUGUCAGUUCUUCGAUGCGUCGAAAAUCCAGUUCUUCAUAAAAUCACCGAAUAUCUGUUUUCGAAUCAACGAGUUGAAUUUUUACCUCAACACUAAUUCAACGAUCAACGAUUCGACAGAUAUUUUUUGGUACAGAAAUCAAGAAAGGUUGAAAAUUGAUAUUUCCUAUACCUUAAUGAAAAGCGCAGUUUUGUUUUUGUAGGCGGCUACCCGGACCUUCUACAACCUGUUGCUGAACAUGAGGUUCGACGAGUUGCCUCUUUCGACGGAUGCGGCGGUCGUCAAGGCGCGUCUUUGCCGCGACAUCGAGCCAUUCUCAGUGCAUUUGCCCAGUUUCGUCCGCGACCUCAAGACAACGGAUUUCAUUUACAAAGGUCUGAAGCUGGAUAAAACAUCACAAUUUCGUCGGGGAAAAAGCUUUGAAACGGAGUCGCGAUUGAAAUCGGAUGAAAGUCUUGAAUUUUCCAAAAUCGGACCAAAUAGUUGUAGGUACUGUCAAUCUGCGGUUCAUCGAAAUGGCUAUCAAGAUGAAAACGGAGGUCGAAAUAAUUCGAAUGAAACAGAUGAAACUCGUGGAGGGCACAGGUAUUGCUCAUGUUAUAGACAACGAGCAACUUUUCCCGUUUCAGCCCGAUGUGUGGUGACGGCCAGAGGAACUUUUGAACAAUUGAACAAAUUGAAAAAGCUUCUGGCCAUGGAGGUUUGCUUUGAUUCUCGACGAUCCUCGAAUUCUACUAAAUCUCUAUCGAAGUGUGAUUUUUCAGAUCCCUCGCCAUUCCUUUGCAAAAAACGGGCAUAUGCUAGAGCCUCUGGCUCAUUUGUGCUUCGAGAAAAUCACUAAAAUGCGUUAA
Caenorhabditis auriculariae is the source of this 13220-nucleotide messenger RNA. Lineage: Eukaryota; Metazoa; Nematoda; Chromadorea; Rhabditida; Rhabditidae. The record is from the annotation of a GenBank genome assembly.